Messenger RNA from Merops nubicus (carmine bee-eater), 318 nucleotides. RefSeq names its product mas-related G-protein coupled receptor member X3-like. The transcript has 2 exons. Lineage: Eukaryota; Metazoa; Chordata; Aves; Coraciiformes; Meropidae. Gene Ontology annotation, cellular component: membrane. The record is from RefSeq and is a predicted model, not a curated record. Gene Ontology annotation, biological process: G protein-coupled receptor signaling pathway. The annotation marks the transcript as partial. Gene Ontology annotation, molecular function: G protein-coupled receptor activity.
GCCGAUUAUAUCAUGAUCAUUCUGUUUCAGUUCUGGUAUUUCGCCAGCAUGUAUCUCCUGACAGCCAUCAACGUGGAGAGGUGUCUCUCCGCUCUCUUCCCACUCUGGUACCGGUGCCGCCGCCCCAAGCACUUCACCCAGAGAAGACACCCGGGGAAAAUCUACGUCGCCAUCCUGCUUAGUGUCAACUUCAUGUUAAUCCUUGGGCUUCCCUUCAGCAUAGUGGUUUUAAUCUAUCCUGUUUUCUAUGAAACGGCUUUCAUUUAUAUUUCCUGCCUCCUGACGUCACUGAACAGCAGCGUCAAUCCUGUCAUCUAC